Molecule: messenger RNA, 1443 nt
Organism: Penicillium soppii
Lineage: Eukaryota; Fungi; Ascomycota; Eurotiomycetes; Eurotiales; Aspergillaceae
Product: TFIIH/NER complex subunit TFB2
Exons: 3
Coding region: 1-1443 (480 amino acids)
Biological process (GO): nucleotide-excision repair
Cellular component (GO): transcription factor TFIIH holo complex; transcription factor TFIIH core complex
Molecular function (GO): double-stranded DNA binding; ATPase activator activity
Source: RefSeq, a predicted model, not a curated record
AUGGCGAGCGCGACAUCUCGUCCUCUUGAAUAUCUAGAAGGUCUUCCCGGGACGACCUUUUACAAGUUAUACCAGCAGCCAUCUACUGCGCUUGCGAUCUUUCGUCGCAUGCUACCUGAUCUGGCAAAAUGCUUUGUCAUGGCCUUACUGUAUUUGAAAGAUCCUCUUCCAACCGCAGAUUUGGAAGUCUGGGUUAGCGCAGACAGCAAAAAGGAACGUGAUAAUGCGAUUUCGAUAUUAGGUCGACUACAUAUUCUCUCUACCACACUCACCGGGGAAAACGUGCGAGCCUACAUGCUCACCAACCCGUUCGCAGCUUCGCUUCGACAAGCGCUGAUGGGCGCUGAGGAUUCACAGUCAUUCGGUGUAUUCUCCCAAGCUCCUGGACACGCCCAGACUUCCGUCGCCGAAUUGGACGAAUAUGCCAGACGCCAGUGGGAGGGUGUGAUGGGAUACAUGGUUGGAACAAGUGCUUUCAGUGGACAGCGUGACGCGGUCAAUCUGAGCAAGGGCGUCAAGCAGCUUCUCCAGGCAGGGCACCUGGUUGAGGUCAGAGGAAAUCGUGUCGAUAUCACAAAAGACGGAUUCGGAUUCGUUCUCCAAGAUGUGAACACCCAGGUCUGGCAUAUCUUGAUCCUCUAUGUCGAAAGCGCAGAGGCCAUCGGCAUGGAUAGCGUUGAAGUCCUCUCGUUCUUGUUUCUUCUCAGCAGUCUGGAACUCGGACAGUCCUACGACAAAAGCCAUAUGACGCCCAAUCAACUCCGCACUCUCACCGACCUCACCGACUUCGGUAUUGUCUAUCAAGAUGACGCCGAGGCCACACGCUUUUACCCAACCCGUCUUGCAACAACUCUCACUUCCGACUCCAGCGCUCUAGGCAACCCUGUCACGGGCUCCCUCACCGGCCCAGUAGGCCAGAGCACUGGCUCGGGCUCAGGUUUCAUCAUCAUCGAAACCAACUAUCGACUUUAUGCAUACACAUCAUCACCUCUACAAAUAUCCCUCAUCUCCCUCUUUACAAACCUGAAAUACCGGUUCCCAAAUCUUGUCACAGGAAAAAUCACAAGACAGUCCGUUCGAAGAGCCAUCGAAAUGGGCAUCACGGCAGACCAAAUAAUCUCGUACCUUCUGUCGCAUGCCCACCCCCAGCUGCGAAAGCACAGCGCCGCCCAACCCAGUACCAAGGGGGUUCCAGCAUCUGUCCUUCCGCCCACCGUAACAGAUCAGAUCCGACUGUGGCAACUGGAGCGUGAUCGUCUCCGCGCCACGGCUGGGUUUUUGUUCAAGGAUUUCACCAGCUUGGCCGAAUACCAGGCUCCUUGUCAGUAUGCCGCGGAGAUCGGUGUGCUGGUUUGGAAGUCGGAUCGGAAGCGCAUGUUCUUUGUCACCCGACAUGAACAAGUUGCGAUGUUCUUGCGGAAUCAAAAAGGAGGUGGGCGUUGA